UUAAAAUAUUCUUCUAAAUAUGCUCUAAUUGUAAAUAAAAAAAUUGUAAUUUAAUACUUCUAAAAUAAAAGACAAUCACACAUUUUAAGAGAGAUCUUAGGCCAUUUUAUGCUUUUUAUCUCCCCUUAUAAGAAAGCUAAUUAGAACACGUAAGAGCUAAAUGACGAUGUGGAAGGGACAAAGGUGAAAUGAUAAAAUCAUUCGUGAAAGGAAAAGUUCUAUAAUCACACUUUCGAGUGAUUUUUUAUUAUGUGGCCACCGUCAUUUCUUGACAACAACCAAAAGCCGAUUAUCACCCCCCUUUCGAUAAGAUUUCCCUCACAGGUAGAUUUAUGCCGAUUUAAGAGCAAAACGUUCCAAAAAAGUGUGCAAAAACUGAGCUGUGGGCGGAACAUGGUGAAAGAAGCUCCCAAAUGCACCCUUUGGACACGUAUCAGGUGUGAGGUUUAUAAAUUCAAUUCACAAACACAAAUGCACUUUUUUGGCAUGAUCUAUCAAAUAAUACCGAGAUAAGGGCUGUGAAAAGUGAUUAAUGAACCCAUUGGGAGCACGAUAAGGCUCUUGAGGUGUAUUUAAGGGGCACCACUUCAACUGAAAUUGCUAUUUGGUUGAGAAUUUUUUCCCGGCAUUCAUCCAAGAGACUCCAAGAUGUCCUUCAAAUCCGACGCUGUCUUUGACAAAAUUAAGCUUCGCCUCACGAAGAUCGAUCCCGCCAAUCGUCAGGUUGAGAAUAUCUACAAAUGGAACAUUACUGUUGAUGGAAAAGUUGCCAAGACAUGGGUUCUUGAUCUGAAGAACGUGAAGCUCUUUGUUGGAGACUCUCCGGAUGUGGAGUGCACCAUCACAGUGUCGGAUGAUGACAUGUAUGCCCUUGGAACUGGAGGUCUCACCGCCAAAGAUGCCCUCGCACAGGAUAGGCUCGAUGUUGAUGGGAACAUUGAACUCGCCCUCAAGCUCCAGCCAUUCGUGUCAUCCCUCUAAAAAGCAACAUAAUUCCACACCCCACAAUUUUAUGCUCCAUUCGCCACAAUAAAGUAAUACGAUAAAAAAAA
Lutzomyia longipalpis is the source of this 1052-nucleotide messenger RNA. Its product is annotated as sterol carrier protein 2-like. The transcript has 3 exons. The record is from RefSeq and is a predicted model, not a curated record. Lineage: Eukaryota; Metazoa; Arthropoda; Insecta; Diptera; Psychodidae. The coding region runs from base 649 to 981 and encodes 110 amino acids. Gene Ontology annotation, cellular component: cytosol.